This is a messenger RNA of Uranotaenia lowii, 12141 nucleotides long. RefSeq lists its product as uncharacterized. Gene Ontology annotation, molecular function: GTPase activity; GTP binding; calcium channel regulator activity. Gene Ontology annotation, cellular component: plasma membrane. The transcript has 15 exons. The coding region runs from base 1428 to 4757 and encodes 1109 amino acids. The record is from RefSeq and is a predicted model, not a curated record. NCBI's taxonomy places the organism in Eukaryota, Metazoa, Arthropoda, Insecta, Diptera, Culicidae.
AUCUCAUCGGUUUGUGAACGGUUGAAAAAGCGCUAACCGGAAGUGAAUCUAUCUGUUCAGCCAGCCAGCCAGCCAGCCAUCAGGCGUUUGUUGAAUUAAGGGAGACACAGCACUGCUGUUGUUUCCGGUUGCUUCCUUGCUAGAGGCUCGGCGUUUCGGUUUGGUCGUUCCUGGAAACCACACACAUGGUCGUCGGUCGGCUUGUGUAGGCUUCCCUUUUCUGUUCUCGUUCUCGCAGUGAAUACACAGCCGUAACGGAAGUCCUUCGCCGUCGUCUUUGUCGUCUUCGUCACCACGCGGCACGUUUCGGUUCCAAGAAAACUUAAGGUGAAUACGGGUACGGUGUGUAGUGAAAGUUUUUCUGUUUUUUUUUUCGAUUUCGUUGUGUUGUGCAUUCAUUUCGAUCUCCGACUCCGAGUGAAAGCUGAAAGCUCAAACUGAAAUUCAUCAACUACGCCACAAGUGAACACCAAAAGUUUUUUGUGCAGUGCUUUCUCGUAGUUUUUUUGUUUCUAAGUUUAGUUCAAGUUUUUUGAUAAAAAUAUAUCGAAAGUCACUCAAUUAGAAGGUGAUUGAAAAGUGAAAAGUGAAAUUAAUUAUACCAACGAAAGGUGCUUUCAGCUUCUGGCUAAAACUCCGCAGCCAACGAGCGUUCAUUAGCAGCAGCAGAAGCACCGCGGAGAAGUAAAAGGGUGUUAAAUUUAGCACCCAGUCAUCAUUUAUGGUUCUUUGCUGUUGCGCUUCUCGGAGGAAAGGUCCAUCUUGAAAGCCCGCAGUGAAUCGAUUCCAGCCCCGGUAGAGCACACCGGGGUCAUAAAUAGCAGCUAGUCCUGCCACCGGUCAUCAGGGCCAAACCGGAAGUCUAUAAUUAGACCGGAUCCGGUGUGGAACCUUGGGGACGUCGUGGUAGGACGCGGUGGAUGAGUGAGUGUGGUGGUGAGGGCGAGCCGAUUCUUUCAACUUCCUGCGCUUGGUGUUAGGACAGGAAGCAGAAAAUAGAAAGCAGUAGCAAGGCCGGCUUUUGGCAAGAAACGACCGUCAUUCCAAAUCAGAAGUAGUUGGGCGUCAAGCAGUAAAGGCAGUAGCUCUGAGCUGGCUGGUGGCGGUGCCUGGUGAAAUCCGGAGGCUCCGCUGCACCACCCGGCCCAAAAAAAGUCGCCAAACUGUUCCUCUGCGGUUGUUAUAUUUUCGAACGGGGUGCCAAAGAUAGCAGUACGGAAGGACUCAGGAGUGCCCUAGCCCGUCUACGCAGAUCGGGCCCACUCCCUAACCCUUCCACCAGCAGUCCUGAAAAUACUGAAAACGUCGAACGUCCGUCUUCUUCUCGAUGUCGGGAAGGAGAUAACUCCACAGCCAGACCACAGGCCCCAACACCACCAGCACCACCCUCCACACCACGGAAAACCAAAGUGCCACCCCCAAGUGCAAUGACAGUAUCCGUCUCGCAGCCUCAGCCGCCAAUGGACAUCGCGUGUUCCAGCCCCACCAAGGCCAGUCCAGCUGCCACUGGAUCCUGUUCCGGUAGCAGUGGCUCCCCACUCAGUCCCAUUAUGAUGACCACCACUCUACCGACUGGGGCCAGCGGAAGUUCCUCCUCCCACACCCCCUCCGCAGCAGCUGGACGACCCAAUAGUCCCGGCAACUCGAGCGGAGGAUCCUCGGAGGCGGAUAUUGCCAUCAGCACCCCACCUUCUUCGUCCUCGUCGUCGCACACCAAUCCGAGUACGGCCCUGCGGAGGUUCUACUUCCAGAAGACUCGGGUCAGCAAGUCCCCGAAAUCGGCCACCGUUGGAGGAGCGGGAAGUGGAGGUGGGGCGGUUGCUGCUGCUGUGCCCAAGGUGGUGGUCAUGGGGUCUUCGACGACGUCCGAGGUCACCAUCAACACUUCCACGGAUUCGGCAUCGACGCACGUUACGAAUGUUACGACGACCACCGAUACCGAAACGAAUGAUUCCAUCGAUUUGGGUGACAUAUCCGGACAGAGUGAACCUUUGCUGAGCUCACUGGACGACGAAAGCUCUAGCAUCGUGAUGAAUCAGAGCUUCGGCGAGGGAGACGAUGAAAAUAUCACCGUUAUCAAUGGACCAGAUACACCCCUGCUGAUAAACUAUCAGGAACUCGAGGACCUAUCACCGAAGACGCCCAAGGCCUGUUCCCCGAAACCUCGCACUGCCCCAGUUGCCUCGACGACCCGGUUCCCUUUCGAUCCGCCCAGUUCACCGAAAAGCGUCCGGGUACUUCCUUCCACCGCCGGCAGCCAUCACGAGUCGACGAUGUUCAACUUUGAUGACUCGCCCAACCCGAUUCGUCGUCCGUUGCCAAGGCGAGAGGCGUCGCCUGCUAGGGAUGCGGCAGCCAAUAAAGAAAAUUGGACGGUGACUCCCUCCUCGAAACGGGGUAGCCCCUACAAGUCCAGGAAGGAGAGAUUUGUGCAGCAGCAGCAGCAACAGCCAGCUCCGCUUCAAUCAGCGCCUGCUGUGAGUUGCGGCUCCAAGGGGCAAAAGUACGAUCCCAAUAUGACAAUGUUUCCAUUUGAUCGGGAAGCGAUUGACUAUGAUCGGAUCCAGAGGGAAUGUUUUGCGGUGGAAGAAGAGUAUCCAUACGAUCAUCACCCAAGGGACCAUUGUGAGGAGUAUUGUGAGUCACCGUCGUCGAAUGUGCACAUAGAAACGGAGAUGUUCGGCGAUCACUACUCGAUCUUCCAGCAGUACGCCUAUCUGACGCAACAGGAACGAGACGCACUGGAACGGACACCCACCAAACGCAACCAGAAACCGGAAAUGAUCGAUGCGUUUUCACCGAAGAAAAAAGUUUCCCACAAACGGCGAGUUUCACCGCAGCGGCUGUCGAAGUUCGACCAGAUAGCGACCAAGUUCGACUUGAUGCCAUCAAAGUACGAAAGUUCCACCAAAGGGCGGACGAAAAUGAUGACCGGAACCAUGGGCGGAGGCGGUCUUCCGGAUCUUCGGGUCGAUUACUACGCGGAAACUUCGUGCUGCUCGUCGUCGAACGAUGAUCUGUCUUCGCUGGCCGCCGGCGGCUGUUCAUCAGCGACUGAAGCGGCCAAAUCGCAUGCGUCAACCGGUUCGUCUACUCCUGCUGGACUGCGUUCGGGUGAAGUCGCCGGAGCAGGCGCGUUGGCAUCCGGUUCUAUAAAUGUUACUCCCAAUCCGAUGGACACCGCAGUCUGCACGCAACCUCGGGCGACAAUAGUCGUACAGCAACCUUCGCUAUCGUUGGACUACUCAUCGGUCGAAACGGUGCUGCUGAAGAAUGAAGGUGACUUCAUCAGCGUGGAGCAGGGUAAGGAAUUUUCGCGGAAAAAGAAACAACAAGGAGCGAGUCAGCAGCAUCAGCAACAGCAGUCUCAUCAACAACAGCAACAAUCACAACAGCAGCAACAGCAACAACAGCAGCGGGAGGAAAAUAUGAGACAACUACUCGAUGUCACCAACUCGUUAACCACCGACGAGAUUAAGGACUUCGAAAUGAGAUACGGCAGUCCCCAUCACAGUCGAUCGCAAUCGGUUAAAACCCCCGGAAGCCGCGCCUCUGGACGGCCAAAUCAGCUAUGUUUGCCCCAGCAAAGAUCAAGGGUGGCCUCGAUGCCCAACACCGGCGUCGAGGAGGAGUACUACCGGCUGCGGCAUUUCUCGAUCACCGGCAAGGGGGUCGUCAAUCGGGGCGACUCGCUGAAAAGCCGCCGCAGCAAAUCGAACAACAGCGUUGCCAGCUCCAAUUCCAGCAACGAACAUUUGACGGCAGCCGGAGGUGGAGCGGCACCUGCGGCGGGAUCAGCACGAACCUCGGCCACCUGCAGUUUGGCGUCCAGCCGGGAAAGCAGUACAUCCAAUCCGGCAGCCGGCCCAUACAAGAAUCGCAACUCAAGGGUUCUCAUGCUGGGCGGACCAGCCGUCGGAAAAAGCUCAUUAGUGUCACAGUUUAUGACGUCCGAGUACCUGCACGCCUACGAUACCAGCAUAGAUGAUGAUUCCGGCGAGAAGACGGUGUCAGUUUUGCUUAGCGGUGAAGAAUCCGAGUUGACUUUCAUCGACCACAGCUAUAUGGACAUGACGCCGGAAAACUGCAUGUCAUCUUACGACCCACACGGAUACUGCGUCAUCUACUCGUCCUCGGAUCGCGAGAGCUUCCAACUGUCGGAACAGGUGCUGCAGGUACUUUGGACCACCGAGAACAUCGCCCAAAAGGCGGUGAUUCUGGUGGCCAAUAAGGCCGAUCUGGCCCGCAGCCGUAUGGUUUCGGCCGAAGAGGGAAAGCAAAUGGCCACUCAGUACGAUUGUAAGUUCAUCGAAACCUCGGUCGGGAUCAACCACAACGUGGAUGAGCUUUUGGUGGGUCUGCUGUCGCAGAUCCGUCUGAAGCUGGAAAAUCCGGAGAAAUCGAGAGACUUGUUCCGGAAGCGAUCGAUCAGGAAAUCAAAAAGGCGCGCCUGUUCUCCCCUGGGCGGGGCAACGAUCUGCCUGACGGGAAUGGGCGGUGGAACCAAUCCGAGCACCCCGGUUUGUGGAACUCCGGGCGUCGCUGGGGUCGGAAAUUUGGGAACUGGCAGUGGCAUUGGUGGUGGUAGUCUGGGGGGAGGAUUCGUGGUGGAAACUCCACCCGGAAGUGCACACAGCAGUCCCCGGAAGUAUCGUGGCUCCCGAACGUCGGCCAGUCUCAAAGUUAAGGGACUGCUAGGGCGUGUUUGGGCCCGUGAUUCCAAAUCCAAAAGCUGUGAAAAUUUGCACGUACUGUAAGGCGUCCCCUGUGAAUGGGAAUUAGAUUUGGGAUCCUGUUUGGGGAAGAAUAGCUUUAGCCAGUCUAUGAGGAAAUGCGAGGCGGGGGUGCAAAUUUUACUAUCACACACAAUAUUAGAUAUUACGUACCAGUAUAAUAUGUGAAUGUAUUCCGGUAUUGGAAGAAACAAAAAAAAACAGUCCAUACGAAACUUUUUUCUCUGUUUAGUUUGUAAGAAGUAGUGCGGACGAGCAGAAAACCAAAAAGCGGUUUCGUUUAUUCGAAAGCAUAUUAAUUUUAAGGUUCCAUACUAAGUGAUAUAUUUGAGAUCAAAUCUACAAACGGGCAGUGAAUAUAUUUCGGUAGGAAAAAAAGAAACGUAUACCCUAAGACACACCUACUCACUUCUCGAUUGAUAUUUCGUUAACUUAAGGUCCUUUUGUAAUAUUUUUUUUCAACCUGUAUAAGCCCAUGCAUAUUUCCUAUAUUCAAAUAAAUGACUGUUCCUACAUGAUAUAAUUGUACUAUUUUUGGUUUUAUUUUUGGAUUUUUUUUUCCAUACACGCCAAAAAGGAUCCGCAAAUCAUCGAAAAAUCAUAUCAUACCCGGUAGCUCCGAAAGAUGUGUACCGAAAACCACAAGUAGAAAAUGUUCAAACCCACGGUAAGUGCCUUUUCUUUUCGGUUGGUCAUCAUUUUUAGUUAACAUCGUUUGUUCUUUUCAAUGAUUGGAUGCCUAAAAAUAUAAAAACAUAUAAAAAAAAUCCUGCAUGAAAGAAGACUUUUUUUAAUCUUGAAUGACGUUUUAAAUUCAAUGAAUAAAAAUCUUGUCAAAAAUGAUAUGAGAUUAGCAGCAUGAUACAGAACAAUAUUGGUCAUCUUUCUUUAAAAAAGCAAUUUUGUAAAAAGUUCAAAAACCUUUCAUAAACAUUUACCAUCGUCUUAAAAGAACGUUUUAAAAAUGUCAACAAACUGUCUUUGAAAACUGAAUUUCUGAGUUGAGUUUUAAAAUGAAAUGAAUAAUUUACGUUCUUUUUUUGAGGUUUCAUUACUGUAGAAAUAAUCAGGAUAAUCUAGGCAAACAAUCAUUGAGAAGAAAAUAAGAACCACAAGUCCACAAACAUACAAUUUUUUACAACCACUCAAUAACCAUAACGAAUAACAAACCCAAGAAUAAUAAGUUUCAAAAUAAGUUACAUCAAGACAAGUGAGAACUAGCUUCUAGGCACUUAUCUAAAUAUUUUAAAUCUAUGAUGUCCGACAUACAUAUUGUAAGUGAAUACAAUGAAGCCAAUAGAUUAAAUUAAACGAUUCACUAAGAGAUAAUUAUCAAAAUGAAAAAAUAUAGAACAUUUCUUGCUUGCACCUUGUUUAUCCAAAUUUUAGUUAAGAAAAUUACAAAAAAAUUGAGAAAACAAUUUAUUUUUCGUCCAAAAAUAACACAAACAGAGAUGCCAAUGUGCCUGAUUUUUCAGGAUUUGCUUGAUUUUUCGAGGCUCAGCCUGGCAUGACAACCUGAUAAGCCAUUGAUUUUGCCUGACUUUUGAAAAUAUGCCUGACUUUGCCUGAUUUUUACGAAUGUGAUGAAAAAUGAAUAGUAAGGAACUGGAUUAGGUGCCAUUGCUGAAGUUAAAAAGUGAAAAUGUGGCUGAAUCUAAGUAAUCGAAAGGUUCGCUUUAAUUGUUAUUUGAAAAAGGGAAUGGAAUCUUUCGAUUGUUUUGAUUCAGUGGAAUUGAAAAAAAAUGUUGGCAACCCUGAACACAAACAUGAAACGAAGAAAAAAAUAUUAGUCUGUUGAUGAAAUUUGGGAUGGAAGGAUGUUCGGUUUUUUUUAUACAAUUGUUCAUGGCAAAGUUUGCGAUAGAUUUGAGUGAAAUUUUUUCGAAAUCGACACCGAGGGUUACAACAGGUAUGUUCACAAAGUUUCCAGACUAAAUAUUAAGUUCCUCGACAUUUUCAGGGAGGUAAUCAUGGAAGCGAGAUCACAAUAUUAACAAUGAAACCAACAAAUAAAGGCUUAGUGACAAUUAUCUUUUCGCAGAAGCGCUGGAAAAGAUCCUGAAAGGCAGACCUGUAAAACUCCGAUCAGCAAUAAAAAAUAAAUCAGCUAUUCCCAAGUAACACUUAUAUUUUAUAGCAGGCUGCUAGGUAUAAGGGCUUGAGGAGUCCAAUAAAACUAUCGGUGUUACUUGGGAUUGCAAAUUAUAUGGCUUCACUAGUCUUUUGGAUCCACUUCAUGAGUUUUCAGCUUAUGAAAUGGAUGAGGUGUUUCGACGAAGACCUUUUCAAAAUGUUGUGAAUACACCAUUUUGACCAAGGUUCCAGAUGCUCAGAUCUUGUCAAUAGAACAAAAACAACUUCUAAUAUUAUCUUUUUGAGACCACACAAGACACAGCUAGAGAUCUCGAAAAAUCAUUUUUUUUUUACGUAGAAUUACGUCUUACGGCAACACUAUAGGAUUAGGUUGCCAGAUUGCCCGGUUUUAUCCGGGUUUGCUCGGAUAUUGGGAUUGGGCCUGUUAAAAAGAAUAAAGCCUACUCUUUACUCUUACACAGAUUUCCAUAAGAAUAACAGCUAAUCGAAGUUAAAUUGGAGUGAAGGCUAUUUCUCUCUCUGUUUAACACACGAGAAAUCGUAUACCGGGACUGCGAGCGCGCCCAUCGCCCAUUAAAUACAAAAUUUGGAAACAAUUCGGCCCGGCCCGGUUGCCGGGAUUUCAUUGAAAAAUGCCCAGAUUUUGCCCGGAUUUAUUCACUUUAUUUGGCAAAUCAAACAAAAUAAAAACAAAUUUUAUUGUAAUAAUUUUUAUUUAUGUCUCCAAAAGGAAAUGUUUUGAACAAGUUUUAUGAAAAUAAUAAUGAAAAGUUUUUUGGAAGCUUUAAGUACGAUUUAAAACCUCUCGAUGAAUGUUGAGUUGACGAGAUCUUUUUUUUCAAUUCUUCUUCUGGAUUUUUGUCAAGUAAUUUAUAGGUUUUGACAAAAUUUGCUCGGAUAUUGCCCGAAUUUAUGGUCGCCAAUUUUGAAAUGAAAUGCCCGAAUUUUGCACGGUUUUUCCAUAAAAUUUCCCGGAUUUUUCCGGCCCGGCUACAUGCUGAAAAUAUUUUAGCAACCUUAUUAUUAAACAUGGUCCAAUUAUGUUGCAUUGUCGAAUUAUGUCACAUGGUCGAUUGUGUUACAUGGCCAGAUUAUGUCACAUGGUCUAAAUAUGUUGCAUGGUUAGGUUAUGUCACAUGGACCGAAUAUGUCACAUGGUCUUAUAAUGUUGCAUGGCCAGUUCAUGUCAUUAUGUGAUUAUGUCACAUGGUUCAAUUAUGUCUCAUGGUCGAUUUUGUUGCAUGGUCGAAUUAUGUCAUAUGGUCGAUAAUGUUGCAUAGACGAGUUAUGUCACAUGGUCGGAUUAUGUUGGAUUGAUGAAUUAUGUCACAUGGUCGAUUAUGUUGCAUGAUUAGAUUAUGUCACAUGGUUUGAUUAUGUUGUAUGGUCAGAUUAUUUCCUAUGGACCGAUAAUGUCACACUGUCUAAUUAUGUUGCAAGGUCAGAUCAUGUCAUAAUCUAAAUAUGUCACAUGGUCGAUUUUGUUGCAAGAUCGGAUUAUGUCACUUGGUCGGAUUAUGUUGCAUGGUCGUAUUAUGUCACAUGGUCUGAUUAUGUUGUGUGGUCAGAUGAUGUCAUGAUCUUAAUAUGUCACAUGGUCGGAUUAUGUCACAUGAUCGGAUUAUGUUGCAUAGUCAAUUCAUGUCAUGUUCUGAUUAUGUCAAAUGGUUGGAUUAUGUCACAUGGUUGGAUUAUGUCACAUGGUUGAAUUAUGUCACAUGGUCAAUUUUGUUGCAUGAUCGAAUUAUGUCACAUGGUCCGAUUAUGUUACAUGGUCAAAUUAUAUCACAUGAUCGAUUGUGUUGCAUUGUUAGAAUAUAGCACAUGAACUGUUUAUGAUGCAGGAUCGACUUAUGUAACAUGGUUCAAUUAUGUCACACGAUCUGAUUAUGUUGCAUGGUCAGUUCAUGGCAUGUUCUGAUAAUGUCACAUGGUAGAAUUAUGUCACAUGGUCGAUUGUGUUGCAUGGUCGGAUUAUGUCACAUGGUCCGAUCAUGUUGCAUAGUCAAAUUAUGUCAUAUGGUCGAUUGUGUUGCAUGGUCAGAUUAUGUCACACGGUCUGAUUAUGUUGCAUGUUCAUAUUAUGUCACAUGGUCCGAUUAUGUCACAUGGUCUGAUUAUGUUGCAUGGUCAGUUCAUGUCACGAUCUGAUUAUGUCUUAUGAUAGGAUUAUGUCACAUGGUCCAUUUUGAUACAUGAUCGGAUGUCCCAUGGUCCGAUUAUGUUGCAUGGUCGAAUUAUGUCACAUGGUCCAUUAUGUUGAAAGGUCAGAUUUUGUCACAUAGUCUGAUUAUGUCACGUGGCUUGAUUAUGUCACACGGUCGAUUUUGUUGCAUGAUCAGAUUAUUCCACAUGGUCCGAUUAUGUUACAUGGUCGAAUUAUGUCACAUGGUCCAUUAUGUUGCAAGGUCAGAUUUUGUCACAUAGUCUGAUUAUAUCACAUGGUCGAUUAUGUCACGUGGUCGGAUUAUGUCACAUGGUCGGGUUAUGUUGCAUGGUCGAAUUAUGUCACAUGGUUGAAUUAUUUUGUUUGGUCAGAUUAUGUCACACGGUCACGGUUUUCUGGCCUUUUGAAGCUUUUUUUCGGGAUUCUGAGCUUAAUUUGAGAUCACAACUUUAAAAUGCAUUUUAGAAGCGUUUUUCCGGGAUUCUGAGCUUAAUUUGGGAUUUCAAUUUUAAAAUGUGUUUUUCGGUUCCCCGGGAUUCUGAGCUUAAUUUGGGAUCACAACUUCAAAAUGUGUUUUCUGGCCUUCAGAAGCGUUUUUUCGGGAUUCUGAGCAUAAUUUGGGACCACAACUUUAAAAUGCGUUUUCUGGUCUUCAGAAGCGUUUUCCGGGAUUCUGCACUUAAUUUGGGAUCACAAUUUUAAAAUGUGUUUUCUGGCCUUUGAAAGCGUUUUUUCGGGAUUCUGAGCUUAAUUUGGAAUCCCAAUUUUAAAAUGUGUUUUCUGGCCUUUGGAAGCGAUUUUUCGGGAUUCUGAGCUUAAUUUGGGAUCACAACUUUAAAAUGUGUUUUCUGGCCUUCAGAAGCGUUUUUUCGGGAUUCUGAGCUCAAUUUGGGAUCACAACUUUAAUAUGAGUUUUCUAGCCUUCAGAAGCGUUUUUUUUCGGGAUUCUGAGCUAAAUUUGGGAUCACAACUUUAAAAUGCGUUUUCUGGCCUUCAGAAGCGUUUUUCGGGAUUCUGAGCUUAAUUUGGGAUCCCAAUUUUAAAAUGUGUUUUCUGGCCUUUGGAAGCGACUUUUCGGGAUUCUGAGCUUAAUUUGGGAUCACAACUUUAAAAUGCAUUUUCUGGCCUUUAGAAGCGUUUUUUCGCACAUGGGCCAAAAUCGAACGGUUUUUUGAAACGACAUUACCAAAUAGUUUUCGCUAAAGCACGACCAAUAUAAUUUAGACAGACAAAAUUAAAAAAAAAAAAAAUAAAGCACUCAAAAAAUAACGAAAAACAUAAAAAAAUCGUAAAACUCAAAAACCAAAACAAAAGAAUAAAAAUGACAAAAAAUAUCUAAAAAAAAGGGUGCAAAAUGACAAAAAUAUCAAAUAUGAUAAAAAUAACAAACAUUCUAAACAAAGAUAAAAUAAAAGUUCUAAAUGUGUCGAAAACAUGAUAAAAAAUAACAAAAAAUGACUAAAAAUUAUCAAAAAAAAACAAUGAAAAAUUUAGCUAAUAAUAUUAACACCUUUUUUUUAUUAAUAAAUAAGAAAAAAAUCAUGAAAAAACCGUUCGAUUCUGGCAACACAAAAUUCUCGAGCGUAUUGCCAAAAACGAAAGGGGCCUGUAUAUGAUUGAUAUUUAUCAUACAGUCAGAAGAUAUUGCCAUUUUGACACUGUCACAUGUUGAUCUUGACGAGAAUAGACCAUAAGUUUACCUCUACACAUCUUUACAAUUCGAUAUAAGCUAUACAUUGACAAAAAAAAAUAUGCGUAAUUCUACGAUUAGCGAUCGUAGCUAAAUUACUACCUCCUCAACUUUUUCCUAGUCAGACAGUCUAUUAAGAGGCUACGUAAAUCCUUAUCUGUUUAACAAAAAUAGACAACAAUGACUUUGGGCAGAUGAAAUAGACAGCACUCUCUCUUCAUUAUGACUCGAAGCUUGAACUCUCCUCUAACGACUUGAAAUUUUAGCAAACUUUUAAUACAGAAUCUGUGUCACAGACCAAAAAAUUUUUAAAAUUUUCACAUAUUUUACAGCGUUUUGUUACUCUGUUCUGGAAUAUCGGGCAUUUUGAAAUACUUUUUCUCAUUAAAAUAAGCGUGAAGUAAGGUGAUUUUGUCACUGUUGAAAAACAUCCUUAUUGAUUUUCACCGCAAAAAUUUGUUUGCCUCUAAAGCGUCCAAUGAAAGAUACAAAGAAACCGCAAAAAAAUAUAAAAAUUUUCUUUGAAACCUUCAAUCGUUAUCUUAAAGUGUUAUAAAAUUGGAUUGUUACUUGCGAAAUACCAAAUAAUUUUAUUUUAGUUCAAAAGUAAUACGAAGUCUAGUUCUCGCUUGCACUUGAAGUAACUUAAACCUAAGAAGACGAAACCUGCCUUGUAGAACCAUCAAACGGAAUCGAAGCAUUUACAAAAUCAUUAAAAUGUGGAGAAAAACAUCAACGUUUUUCUUUUUCCAGAAUGGAUCGUGUGAUCCCAAACAAGAGCAACAAAGCAAUGCAAAAUCAUCUCAAAAUGUAGCUAAUAAGGAUCAUCUUAGCCCUAAUUUGAAAUUGUUCCUCAAAUGGUAUUCGUAUUCGAUAUUUCUAAAAUUUCAUUUGAUAACUAUUUAAUGUUCUUAAACUCCAAUAUAGUUCGCCUCUAAACUAUUCUAAGAAUAAAAAUAAUUAUCACUAGGUAAAUUUCUCGUUUUGAUGUUGGGUAAAAGGAAAAAAAAACAAACAAAAGUGAAAAACAGAAACAAUAAUGAAAUGCAACAAUUCUAUAGAAAAAAAAACAAACAAAGAACAGUCCCAUAUUCCUAUGUAUCAACAAAAAUAAUCGUGAUUAAUCGAAGGUAACAUACAAAAACAUACAAAACAGAUUAAAAGCCAAUCGAGUGCACAUUCAACAAAUGGUCGACAGUGAAACAAAAAAAAAAGAACUAAAAAGCAAAGCAUAUUUAAUUUUUCUUUUUUUAUUUUAAACAGAUUCAUGGAAUGAAACAGCACAUUACCAGUCGGAUACACUUUGAUAUCGAGAGUCCCGUAUAAUUAGUUCCGUUUGUAUUCCCUCGCUAUGGGAAAAGCUAGAUCGAAUAAUAAAAAAAAAACAGAAACAGCAAAGGCAAAAUGUAUGCAUUUAACUGGAAGGCAAUAUUGCCUCCUGAUGGAGAUCGAAU